AAAAAAAAUUAAUAAAACAAGUUUAACAGUAAUAACUAAUACAUUGAGACAAAUAAUAAAAAGAAGAAUUAAUAUUCAUAAAAGUGAAUUAUUUCCGAUAAUUAUUGAAAGAGAAGGAUUAACACACCCUACACUAUUAUCACAAAUGAGUAUAAAAGAAGAAAGAAAUGUUUAUACUACAUAGAAUUGUAGGUUUAAGAAGAGAAAUGUAUGAAGGAGGAGGAUAAAUAAUUUAAAUACAAAAGAUGGAAGGAAGAGAUAUAAUAAACCUAGAGUCAGAAGAAGAAGUAAUAAUAUACAAUAAUAACAAUUAGGGUUUAGUUUGAUAAUAGUAACAAUAAU
Molecule: messenger RNA, 342 nt
Organism: Paramecium sonneborni
Lineage: Eukaryota; Ciliophora; Oligohymenophorea; Peniculida; Parameciidae
Source: the annotation of a GenBank genome assembly